Molecule: messenger RNA, 207 nt
Organism: Gongylonema pulchrum
Lineage: Eukaryota; Metazoa; Nematoda; Chromadorea; Rhabditida; Gongylonematidae
Source: the annotation of a GenBank genome assembly
AUGUCCUGGGCUGAUUUGGUUAACAACAAUUUGGUCGGCUCUGGUAACGUCUCAAAAGCUGCAAUUUGUGGUUUCGAUGGAUCAAUUUGGGGUAAAUCUGAUAAUUUCAAGAGACGGGGAAAGGAGGGCAGCGGUGAGUGGAGAGCAGCGCUAGGAUUUGUUGGACGAACAACAGUUCCAAGUGCUCUUUCACAUAAAAAAGAUUGA